AGGAUACUCACGCAUGGAUUGUGCCAAAAAUAUUCGUUACCUUUAGACGUUUCUAAGCAUCCCUCAUCUACUCGUCAAAAUCACUAGCAAGACUUCACAACACGAUAUGAGCUCCCGUGGCUCAAUCGAUGAUGGCUGUGGUGGCGAGGAUGCUUCUACUCCACUCCUCCCUCGAUUGCUCCCCGCUUUGGGGGGUCAUGGAAGUCGAGGUCCCAGCAUUCGACUCUCGUCUGCACCGCCCAAAAGGAUAGGAAACCCUAUGGCGUGCGGCCCCUGUAAAGCCAGGAAGUCGCGGUGCGAUGGAAUUCGGCCAGUGUGUACAAGAUGCCAGAAGAAGAACACCGGUUGUCAGUAUGAGUUGCGAGCCGGUGUUUCUCGUCAAGUCGCCUUGAAGAUCUUUAACGUUGAUCUGAAGCGUGAGAACACCGACUUGAGAGAGCUUGUAUUACUCCUGAAGACGAAGAGUGAAGAUGAAGCAAAAGCAAUACUCAAUAUGAUCAGAUCCCACGACGAUCCUCUCAGUGUUAUCGAGAAGCUUCGACAACAUAAACUGCCUUUCGCUUGGUCCGACACGCCGGGCCAGGACUCUGAUAAGGCUGACGAGAAAGUCAUCAAGAGUGCGAUCCGGGUCCCUGCCCAGCCGUGGACAAGUGUGGCGACCGACGAAGUGGUCUCGGAGCUGAUCACUGCCUGGUUCGCUUGGGAAGACACGACACUGUUUUCGUAUAUCACACUAGAUCUUUUCGUAGCAGACAUGAAAGCAAGCGAUCCAGAGCGUGCGACAUUUUGCUCUCCCUUCCUCGUCAAUGCCAUCUGUGCUGCCAAAGCCAUCAGUUGCAUCGCACGAGCUCAUAGAAUGAGAAGUGUCCACAAGGCCUUCAAGUCCAUGGACAAGCCUGCCGCAGACGCAACGUCUGAAAGUACAUGGGAGCUAAGCGAACGAUUCCUCGCCGCUGUGAAGGAGCACUUGGAGCUUCAUAUGGCUGACAACCCACCGCCUUCGAAGGACGAACAAGACAAAGCGAGACGCGCAGUUAACGAAAAUAUUAUGAAUAACCCGGCGGGCACAGCACUCGUUCAGGCCGCGGGUCUCUCCUCUCAGCGCAAGAGACAAGAGCUCAAGGAAAAGAAGGAGAAAGAGGAGAAAGAGAAGAAGGAUGACAAAUAG
Molecule: messenger RNA, 1168 nt
Organism: Pseudovirgaria hyperparasitica
Lineage: Eukaryota; Fungi; Ascomycota; Dothideomycetes; Acrospermales; Acrospermaceae
Exons: 3
Coding region: 107-1168 (353 amino acids)
Biological process (GO): regulation of DNA-templated transcription
Molecular function (GO): DNA-binding transcription factor activity, RNA polymerase II-specific; zinc ion binding
Source: RefSeq, a predicted model, not a curated record